CGCUCCUGUCACCGUCCCAGGCCCGGUCCAUCGCUGCUCCCUUCCUAGCGCGGCUGCCCCGAGACUCCCUGCGGGCUGGGUCGGCUCCCUUCGGAAACGGCUCCCGUGGGAUGUGUUCUGCUCCACGGCAGUUCUGGAGCCAGACUGGGCGAGACCCCCGGCAGUCCGAGCACCUGACCCUUGAACCACAGCUGGGGUGAGAGUUCUGGCCAGUGAAAUGUGGCAGCGAGAAGCUUCACGGGAAGGGAAGCUGGGCUGCAUUUGGGAGGAGCCACUUCCCUCUCCCCAGAAGGAUGGAGGUCCUGCAGCUCCUGCGUCUGCUCCUCACCACUGCCAUGCUGGGCCUGUCCCAGACAGUGAACCCCUUUGUGGCCCAGCAGACCCCCCCAGACCCUUGCUAUGAUGAGAGCGGUGCUCCUCGACGCUGCAUCCCUGAGUUUGUCAACGCCGCCUUCGGGAAGGAGGUUCAAGCUUCCAGCACGUGCGGGCGGCCCCCAACGCGGCACUGCAACGCCUCGGACCCGCGCCGAGCGCACCCGCCCGCCUACCUGACCGACCUCAACACCGCCUCCAACAUGACCUGCUGGCGCUCGGAAACCCUCCACCACUCGCCCCAGAACGUCACCCUCACCCUCUCCCUCGGCAAGAAGUUUGAGGUGGUCUACGUCAGCCUACAGUUCUGCUCGCCCCGGCCCGAGUCCACCGCCAUCCUCAAGUCCAUGGACUACGGCAAGACGUGGGUGCCCUACCAGUACUACUCCUCCCAGUGCCGUAAGAUCUACGGCAAGCCCAGCAAAGCCACGGUCACCAAGCAGAACGAGCAGGAGGCGCUGUGCACCGACGGCCUCACCGACCUCUACCCGCUCACCGGGGGGCUCAUUGCCUUCAGCACCCUCGACGGGCGACCCUCGGCCCAGGACUUCGACAGCAGCCCCGUGCUCCAGGACUGGGUGACGGCCACCGACAUCCGCGUGGUCUUCAGCCGCCCGCACCUCUUCCGUGAGCUGGGCAGCAGCCGGGACGCGGGCGAGGAGGAGGGCGCCACGGGCACCACGGGCUCCACGCCCUACUACUACGCGGUGGGGGAGCUGCAGGUCGGCGGGCGCUGCAAGUGCAACGGGCACGCGGCGCGCUGCGUCAAGGACAAGGAGCAGAAGCUGGUGUGCGACUGCAAGCACAACACAGAGGGGCCCGAGUGUGACCGCUGCAAGCCUUUCCACUACGACCGGCCCUGGCAGCGCGCUACUGCCCGUGAGGCCAACGAGUGUCUGGCCUGCAACUGCAACCUGCACGCGCGGCGCUGCCGCUUCAACAUGGAGCUGUUCAAGCUGUCGGGGCGCAAGAGCGGCGGCGUGUGCCUCAACUGCCGGCACAACACGGCGGGCAGGCACUGCCACUACUGCAAGGAGGGCUUCUACCGCGACCUCAGCAAGGCCAUCACCGACCGCAAGGCCUGCAAGGCCUGUGACUGCCACCCCGUCGGUGCAGCUGGCAAGACCUGCAACCAGACCACGGGGCAGUGUCCCUGCAAGGACGGCGUCACCGGGCUCACGUGCAACCGCUGCGCCAAGGGCUACCAGCAGAGCCGCUCGCCCGUGGCCCCCUGCAUCAAGAUUCCUGCCAUCAACCCCACCUCCCUGGUCACCAGCACAGAGGCACCUGCAGACUGUGACUCCUACUGCAAACCAGCCAAGGGCAACUACAAGAUUAACAUGAAGAAGUACUGCAAGAAGGACUAUGUGGUCCAGGUGAACAUCCUGGAGAUGGAGACGGUGGCCAACUGGGCCAAGUUCACCAUCAACAUCCUCUCUGUCUACAAGUGCCGUGACGAGCGGGUCAAGCGCGGUGACAACUUUUUGUGGAUCCACCUGAAGGACCUGUCCUGCAAGUGCCCCAAGAUCCAGAUCAGCAAGAAGUACCUGGUGAUGGGGAUCAGCGAGAACUCCACGGACCGGCCCGGACUGAUGGCCGACAAGAACAGCCUGGUGAUCCAGUGGCGGGACGCCUGGACACGGCGCCUUCGGAAACUGCAGCGGCGCGAGAAGAAGGGCAAGUGUGUGAAGCCCUGAGGGGUUUGCACCCACCCUGUCCCCCCUGCCAGCCCCAGCCCAGCUGGGCACUGCCAGACUGCACCACAGACUCUGUACAUAUCCAUAGUGUGAAUGGACUCUUUGUCUAUAGUGUAUAUUUUGGCAAUGGUUUCCUGUUGUGUGCGUGUGCACGGGUGGGUGUGCGUGUCAGCCCUUUUCUCUACGUGUGUAUUAAAAAUAAUGCAGUAAUGACAAACCUUUAACGAGGAGCAAAGUGGAGCAAGGUCCUGUGGGUGCCUGUCACUUGAAGGGGCUUGAAGGGGAUUAGUGCCCUGCUCCAGGCAUUCUGGAGCUCAUUUUCAAGGCUUUUGUAUUCCCUUUGACACAGUUGUCUUCUGCCCAGUGAUAUCUCAGCUGACAGCUCUCCCUUCUCCAGCAUCCAGGGUAUGAUUCUUCCUCACUCUGAAAAUGUGCUGCUGCUGGGCCUCUCUCUGCCUUUCUCGUUGCCCAGGAGGAGCAGGAGGUCAGAGUCUUCUGCCCCUCAUUCCGAUGUGCGGGCAGGCUGAGUGGAAACUGUCCAGUGCUGCAGUGUCCAGCCCCAGGACCUCCAUCAGAAAGGACAAACGAACUUUUACAAGGCCUGAUUCCCCUUGGGCUCACAUGGAGCAGUGCUGCUGGCUGGGGCAGGACCUGUGCUGUGCUGCGGUGCCAUAGGGAGAAGCCAAGCCCUGUCAGACUGUGUCCACCAGGGAGAAAGGGACAGACCUGGCAACCCCUGGUUGCCACUGUCCUGGUGCCUAGUCCAGACAACCCAGUGAGAAAGACCUGGACACACCAUUUUCCCCUCCCAUGUCCACCUGCUCCAUCUGAACCUGAGCUGGACUGGCCAGCCUGACUGGAGCCAUCAUGCACAGUCAUCCAUCCACCCAGGUCUGUGUGCCUGUAUUCUCACCUGGUACCAACUGACACAAUUCCACCUGUUCCUGUUGAGACACCAAGUGACCAUCUGCCUUGGUGUGCAUCUUCAGAGCUGGCCAGACUGCGUGCUCUCCUGGGAAGAACUGGCCAAGGCUGUCCAUGGAGAUGCACAAGGCAGAGGUGACAGGAAGAAAGAGUUUUCAUUGAUCCACCUCUAGGCUUUUAUAUCUUCUUCACCAUGUAUUAGUCUCUGGUUAAACAGACACCAGUAUCUUCCCAUGUUGAGAUUGUAGCAGUCCUGGCUUAAUAAAUACAAAUAGAAAUAAUAGGUGCUCUGACAAUAGAUAUUCCUUUCCACACAAA
Messenger RNA from Melospiza melodia melodia, 3311 nucleotides. RefSeq names its product netrin 3 (gene NTN3). Gene Ontology annotation, cellular component: basement membrane. Gene Ontology annotation, molecular function: protein binding. The coding region runs from base 294 to 2069 and encodes 591 amino acids. The record is from RefSeq and is a predicted model, not a curated record. Lineage: Eukaryota; Metazoa; Chordata; Aves; Passeriformes; Passerellidae. Gene Ontology annotation, biological process: animal organ morphogenesis; tissue development; substrate adhesion-dependent cell spreading. The transcript has 7 exons.